Suillus clintonianus is the source of this 2364-nucleotide messenger RNA. RefSeq lists its product as uncharacterized. Gene Ontology annotation, cellular component: fungal-type vacuole membrane; cytoplasm. The record is from RefSeq and is a predicted model, not a curated record. Bases 96 to 2156 code for a protein of 686 amino acids. Gene Ontology annotation, biological process: endosomal vesicle fusion; autophagy; vesicle-mediated transport. The transcript has 13 exons. NCBI's taxonomy places the organism in Eukaryota, Fungi, Basidiomycota, Agaricomycetes, Boletales, Suillaceae.
AACAAGUGACUCUAACCGUAAGCUUGCCAGGACGGCUUCAUCUUGAAUAUCGACCGCACUCGACUUAUUUGCAAGCACUGGCAACUCUAGCGGGGAUGCGCCAUAGUUCUUUCCCUCGUUCUUCCAUUUUGGUUUACGGACAGCACACUAUUCAUUCACUGGUUCAAUCGACCGUCAUUGCUCAAGUCGAAGCACUGCUUGAAAACAACCGAAUUGAGGAUGCCGCUGACCUCACAAAAACCUUCGCAUCUGGUCAGACAUUAGAUUCUGACGAGGUAGAAACACUCGAAUACAUACAUCAAUCUAUUGCAUUUGCUCUGUUCUCUCAAACGCGUUUCGUGGAGGCGGCCCCGCACUUUCUUGCAGGCGCACUCGAUCCCCGUGUCCUUGUAUCCUACUUUCCUGAGUUAUCACGGCCAUUGCUCGCUGAUGGUGAAGAAGCGGAGGUGUACGAUGGUAUUUCAAAGCGAAUGCCCAUCGAGGCGAACGUUGAUGAUCUCAUUGCCGCAAACCUAGUCAGGAAUUACUCCCCUCAUCUUCCGCCCUCCACCCGUGAAGCGCCUGCUGCCCAGGAGAUUCACAAGAUUCUUCGGGAAGAAGCCAUAGUGAUGAUCAAGUCUGUUCUCCAGGGCUUCAAGGGACAAGGAAAAUACAAGCAGCAGGAGGUGACAGAUACAGCCCUAGCUAUAUUAUUCGCGCGAUCGGGUGACACUACGUCUCUCAUUUCGCACCUUGAAAGCACGAAUUCUGCGAGCCUUUCAGCUGUAGAACCUGUACUCCUCGAAGCCGGAGAAGUAGGCGCUCUAUGUGCAUUACUCAGGGCCAGAGGUGACGAAGGACGAGUAAUGGAAAUUUGGAAGGGGCUGGUAGAGGGACGAUAUAGUGAUCCUUCCGUGACGGACCCCCUGAGUAAUAUGUUUGCCUUGCUGGAAUCAAAACAAGGCAAAGACAGGGCAAUGCUUCGAAAAUGGGGCGUAUGGCUAACAGUACGAGAUUCAGAGCGAGGGCUUAUGCUUCUCAUGUCGACCAAGAGGCCCACAAAAGAAAAAGAUCGAGAGGAGGAUCUCACCAUUCUUUCCGAGUUGCAACAGUUAGAUCCCAAUGCAGCAAGGAAAUACUUGGAGUGGUUGGUCAUUGUGAGGAGGCGAGAUGAUGCGGAACUUCAUGCACAGCUCGUGCAAGGAUGCAUCGACGAGCUUCUCGAGUGCCUGCAGGACGAAAGCACUCUAAAGCUCUGGCGUGCCAAAUUUGCUUCCUACACCUCGCAAUCUUCACAAAAGUAUAUAACCUCCCCUCCAUCCACACAGCUUCAACGUCCUCAAUCGUCCUUCCUUACCUAUUUUGUAUCGACAGCACCCGACUCUCCAUCGAAACGUGCAAGGCUCAAAGCAUUGUUCGCUCUGCAGGCUUUAUCGGGGUAUAACGCUGAAAUGGUCAAAUCACAAAUUGUUGCUAGCGGCUUCGACAAAGUCCUUGGCUUGGAGAUGGCUUUGCUUAACGGCAAGAUGGGCAUGCACAGGAUGGCUCUCCGCGCAUUAGCCCUCACAUUACGAGAUCCCGUCUCGGCAGAGACAUACGCUCGGACGGGGGGCAUCGUCGUCCCUUCAAAAGCUGUCGAAGCUUGCGGAAUGAGUGAAUGGGGCGCGCUGUUCGCAGCCAAAGGUGGUCCUGGAAUCUUGGAGAGAGAGAAGACUUCAGAGGGGAAGGGAGAGUUGGUAAGAAUGCUUUUAGAAGUAUACAUGGAAGACGGGGAGCCCCAACAAACCACAAGACUACUGAGAUCACAGGCCGCGAAUUUAGAUGCCGUUGAUAUCAUUCCCCUCGUACCACCAGACUGGCCACUUAGUUCCCUUUCUUCUUUCCUGACUCACUCAUUCCGCCGAACACUGCACGCCAAGCAUGAGGGUCAGACAAUCAAGGCAAUCUGUGCCGCACAAAACUCCAAAGUGUUUGAGAGCUCCUACCUUGUGUUCCGAGAACAAGGCGCCAUCAUAGAGGAGGCAGAUGAUGAAGAGGAUGGUGAUGGAGAUCUCGAGAGCUUCGAUGAGAAGGACGGCCUUGCAGAGAAGAUCGCGCUGCACCUGCAGGACCAGCAACCGAGCGACACUAGUGUCGCUGACGUGCGUCCUCGUGUGGAAGAGGUAGAUGUUAGAUAGUGUCAUCCUUCUUUCGCGUUUCUCUCUGCCUCUUCGGUUUCUGGUCUAAUUUUCGUGGCCUAGGAUAUGUUGAGCUCGAUUUGCUACCGCGCCAGCUAUUGUACAGCGAAAAAUCUUAAUGGAAGCCCAUCGGACGCCGCGUAAUAAGAUCUAGAAGUGGACGCGAUUUGAAUUCGCGUGACGUGAUAAGUCUAAUAUUUGGUUAAGC